Thermothelomyces thermophilus ATCC 42464 is the source of this 2702-nucleotide messenger RNA. RefSeq lists its product as uncharacterized. The transcript has a single exon. The coding region runs from base 150 to 2531 and encodes 793 amino acids. Gene Ontology annotation, molecular function: RNA polymerase II cis-regulatory region sequence-specific DNA binding; DNA-binding transcription factor activity, RNA polymerase II-specific. NCBI's taxonomy places the organism in Eukaryota, Fungi, Ascomycota, Sordariomycetes, Sordariales, Chaetomiaceae. The record is from RefSeq and is a predicted model, not a curated record. Gene Ontology annotation, biological process: regulation of transcription by RNA polymerase II.
UCAUCCCGCGCGUCCCGUGCAUGUCGCUGUCGCCGCAAACUUUGACCUCCUCGGCGGCGAGCGCUUAGCAGAUCGCGAGAAGAACCCCUCCACACUCUAUCGCAGCGCGCUGCUUUGCGCGUCCCCUCUCCCAGGCUCGGCCAACACCGAUGGCCAAGAUACCAGACUCUCAGGCCGAAGAGCCGUUUCCUAUUUUCAACGAUGAUUUCUUCAACGAGUCGACGACACCAAUGGGCAGCCAAGCGCCAAUGCCUGCGGCGCCGCCAAAACCCGCGCGACAACCCCUCCAGAGCGCGGAUGCCAACGUCGUCCUCAAUCCACCAACGGCUGCCGCGGCCAAGCGGUCCCCUCUCAAAUCAAACAAUGCGCGGCCUUCCAAUGCAGCACCGCUUGCCCCGCUCAACGCGUCGCAGGGCAACAAACUCAACACGGUUCAGAUGAUGCCGCCCAGCAAUGCGCCGCCACCGACGGACUCGCUCGAGAAGAAGCAGCCGGUCAUGUCCCGAUUCAAGACGGUCGCAAAAAAGCCGCAACCGGAUUCCAACGCGCAGUUGACCAGCAAGGAAAAUUCACACCCUCCGAUCUAUCCGGCCCCGUCUCCUUCGCAAUUCAAUCUUGACCUGGAAAACUACUACCAGAAACCGUCAGGGAAGCGCACCUUGAUGGAACCCGCGCCAAUCAAGGAAAUCCGGCCAGCAAAGAAGCAGAAAGUCGACGACCCUCUUCCCCCGCCCGAUUCAUUUCCCCCGAUCAUCGACGAUGGCACGAAGCCGAACCACAGCUAUGCGACCUUGAUCGCCAUGGCGAUCAUCAGGUCCCCCCAGCGGAGGUUGACUUUGUCCCAAAUCUACAAGUGGAUUUCCGACACGUUCUCGUACUACCGGGGCGACAACACGGGAUGGCAGAACAGCAUCCGGCACAACCUCAGUCUCAACAAGAGUUUCGUCAAGCAAGAGCGGCCGAAGGACGAUCCGGGAAAGGGCAGUUACUGGUCGAUUGAGCCAGGCACUGAACACACGGUGCUCAAGGAGAAGCCCUCGAGGAAGUCUGCGGCGCCCACAGCUGAGAAUAUGCCGGUCAUGUCGACGCGCCUAGAGCCGUCGCAGCCUCAGCAGCCUCAGCAGCAGCCGCUGCUGCAACAACAACAACAACAACAGCAGCAGCAGCAGCAGCCACGGCCACCUUGCGUAUCCGAGCCCAUGCUCCCACCGCAGCCUGCAGCCCCCCAAAGCAUUCUCCCCGCGCUACCCCCGCAGCCGUCCCAGCAACUCGCACCUGCACCGCCAUUGCCGGAAAUCUCAUCGGAUGCCACCAUCCCCGCGUCGGAUGCCGCUACUAUCGAGGAGGGAGUGAGCGGACCUGCUGAGAAGGACAUGCAUCACGAGCCAGAGCUAUACUCCCCUCUCCCUGCGGCGAUGCACUCAUCGCCGCCCAUUCCAAGGCGCUUAGAGCCGCGCCAUAGCGGCACUCCUCCCUCGCAGCAACGGGUGCAGCAACAAUCGUCGGCCACUAAGUCCCGUCACCGGCGAAGAUUCAUGUCGAUGGACGACAGCGGUUACAUCUCGUCCCUUGAGUCGUCGGCCAUGCGCCCGAACCAGCACGCCAAGCUUCUCACGUCCGAGGCUGACCGCCCGAGGAUCAAGAGGGGACGUGCCGAAGAGGAAAUUGCUCGUCUUCGUGCCUCCUCGUAUGACAGUCCGUCGAAGGGCCGUUCGCAUGGGUAUGCUCCGCCCUCGUCGUCGCCCAUCAGACAGACAUCAAGCAGCGGAAACGGCCAGAUGCUUCCGCCCCUGACCCCGGCAAUGAAGCUGAAGGCGCCGCCGAAACCCCCGCCGUCCGUUUCUCCCAGCACAAAUCUCCGCCUUCACCGCGAGAACAUCCAGUCCAUGGUUGAUUCGCCGUUUAGGCGCGUCUCUGCAUUGCUACCGGAAGGUGAUGGGGAGUCUGCUGCACAGCAAACGCCUGGCUUGCACGGAGAACAUCUGUGGUACUACCUGGAACAAUCUGGCGACAACAAUUCGGGCUUUGACAUCUUUGAGGAUCCGGCCGAUUUCCAGAACCUCUUUGCUCUGACCCCCACUGUUACCCACACUGGCUCCCCGGCCAAGCGGUCCGUGAAAAAGCAGCGUGCCGAGCGGUCGCAGUCAACCAGCGCGAUGAGCAAUGCUGCAAACUCGGCUCCCAGCACCUCCAAGUCGAAUUCGUUCCUCAAGAUACCCAACCAGACGCCCAAUUUGACGCUAGAGACACCGAGCAAAGUCUUUGACGGACUUCCGUCUUCGCCGAGCAAGGUCUUUAUGGAUAUGCAGUCACCGAGCAAGAUGCCCCUCAUCAAUGACGAGAACUUGGACGUGUUCCACGGGGUAAACCUCAGCGGCCUCGACACGCCAGACUUCCUCGACGAGAACGAUUUCUCCGGAUUCGACAUGCUCGCCGGCUUCGAAAAGAUUGGCUCGAAUAACGCGCAGGCUUCGCGGAAUACCAGCGGUAGCAAGGGAACGCUUAACCGCGCCCACACGUCGAUGUUUUAAAGAGCUGCCUUCUUCCCCGUCCCUUUCCGCCUGUCCUCGAGGGUUGAUGGUUACGAAUGUUUUUUAACGAUGUCACGAACAAAGCCAAGCACAUCAUAGCAUCUCACUGCUGCAUCUGUCCGGCGUUGUUGGCUUACCCGCGAAACGGGACUGUUGGGACGCAACAAAAAU